Molecule: messenger RNA, 2625 nt
Organism: Guillardia theta CCMP2712
Lineage: Eukaryota; Cryptophyceae; Pyrenomonadales; Geminigeraceae
Exons: 16
Coding region: 1-2625 (874 amino acids)
Molecular function (GO): protein binding
Source: RefSeq, a predicted model, not a curated record
AUGAUCCGUGCUGGUGGGAUCGCAAAGAACAAGAAUACACACAUGAUGAAUUCAGCAUUCAACUUCUUCAUCCUACUCGCAGUGAUGCUUCAAACAGCCGUCAUCGUAUUCCCGUCAUCGGUAACCUCCUCGUCGGAUUCUACGAGACUGGAGCAGGAUCCUGACGAUCCGAGCGAGCUCGUGAAAGAAUGCUAUGCCAAGGCUCUCAUCGGGUUCAAGGAGUACGACACUGAGUAUGCAUCGGCACUGAUCAGCAGGGCCGUCCGACUGUCUCCUCAGGGAACGCAGAAGAUCGCAGGCUCGUUGAUGGAGGAGUGGGAGUCCUUGUUGAGCAGCGAGCCCAACGUCUUCGAGGCGAUGGGAAUGGCAGAGAGUCUGAUCGAACUCGCGAGGACUCUCAGCGAUGAGACUCUCAUGCUGCGCGUCGCUGAUAAGCUCCUCGCCCUCGAGCUCUUCCCAGAGGCUGAGCGCGUCCUCCAGGCUGCCGUCUUGAUCAACCCAAGCAGCGGCCUUGCUCAGUUCCAGCUGGGGCAGACGCUCUUCUACUUGCAGAGGCAUGAAGAGUCCCUGCAGUCUCUCACCAGGGCGCUGAGACUAGAGCCGAGGCUCAACAUUCACAAUCAGAUCGGCCUCGUGCUGUGGGAGCUCGAGAGGGACUGGGAGGCGCUGCAGUGCCAUGAGCUAGCGGAGAGGCUGAACCCUUCCUAUGCCGUCACUCGAGUGCUGGUCGAGCAGGGGAAGAUGCAGCUGCAGGCUCGCAUGCGACAGACAGCUGCCAAGUCGUUCUACUUGAGAUCACUAAGAGGGGAGGAGGAGGAGGAGGAGGAGCAUGGAGCUAUUCAUGGUCGAUGCUGUGUUGAGUGCGAGAGAGGAGAUGAUGGUGGUAUAGAGGGAACAAGGCGCGAGGGAGGAACCUGUGCUGGUUCUUCCUCCUCAGAAUUAUUUUUGGCAUCCGACGCCUCGGCACAGGGUUUGAGUGACCUGCAGCUGUUUAAGAGGGGAGACGAGUUGCUUGCCAGGCACGAGCUAGAUGAGGCGGUAGCAGACAGAGUACAGAAGGAGCUGAGAAGGGACUCACUUCCUCCUCUACAGGUCGUCUGCUUCACCCGACUCCUUCAGCUCUCUCCCUCCCUGGCUGUCGCGUACAAUCAGCUGGGAAUCGCCUGGUCGAGGAAGAGAGACUUCAUGCAGGCAUUGGAAGCCUUUUCGAAUGCUUCUAAGCUCGAGGACCUUUCUUUCGUUCGGAACAACGUUGGAGUUCUGCUUGCUAGGAUGGGUGAGCUCGAUAGAGCGGAAGAAAGCUUCGAGAGAGCAAAAGCUCUCGCGCCCUCCUAUAAGCAUGCCACACACAAUCUGAUGCUCCUGGAAUUCGCUAAGGAAAAAGCUGAAGAGCUUGUCCGAGACAUCAGAACCAAGCUGCAAGCUCUUUCUCUCGCCUUCCGCAGCCAGCAGCUGCCGAUUGUCCUGGCAGGGUACAGGAGGGAGGGAGACGGUCUUGGGUCGCACCUUGACAACAUUCGCGAGAAGCUGGAGGAGGAGAGGAGUAUUCUCAUAGAUGAGAUUGCGAGCAAUCAGUCAAGUCUUAUCAAGAGGACGUCCUUCGAGUACAGGAUCUACCUGACGCUCUUUGAAUCUGAUCGGCUUCCCUCAUCAUGGAAGACGAGAAUGAGCAAGUCGAGUUUCAGGGUUGAGAUCCUCAACAACCGAGCGAGUGAGGUCUGGACGGCAGACUCCUGGCAGAGAGAAAAUUUCUGGGCCUCUGGUGUUCACCUUCCUAUCAAGCUCUUCCCCCUCGGAACGAACGUGGACAGGAGAGGCGAGAAGUUCACGUUCACACUGAUAGCGAACUUGCAAGAGAGGAAAGGAGUGCUCGAGACAGUUGACGUGUUCCUCGACACUUUCUCCGACUCCUCCGACGUGCUGCUCCGCGUCCAUGCCAAGUGGCACGACGAGGAUGUCCUGCGCGGGCUGGAGGAGAGGAUGGAGAGGAUAGAGAAGAUGGAGCGUGACAAGGUCGAUCUUUCGCUCGGGCUGCUGGAGGAGGAGGAGUACGAACGCCUGUGGCUGCAGACAGACUGCAUUGUCGCUCUUUCAAAGGCGUACAAGGUUCGGCUGUCCGGAAGGGAGGGAGCUCGGUACGCCUUCACCCAAGAGAGCACGGGAGAGUUCUUGAGCAUAGACAAGCAGCAUGCGAGAGAGAAAACACCAUUGUCAUGGGGAGAGGCGACGAAGAAGUUCGAGGAUGAGUUGAACAAGAGCACCCUUGUGUUUGCAUCGUCUCUCCGCUCUCAUUGUGGAGUUUCGACCUACACACUCGACCUCUUCAGCGACCUGCCAGGUGUAGCGUUCGCCAGCUCGUGGCAAGAAGUCUUUGUCUUCUGCAGGCUCUUCUCUAUUGCACUCGUGCAUGUCCAGCACGAGCAUGGGAUCUUCCCGGUAGACAACGAGUUCCUGACCGUCAUCACAGAGGUCAAGGUCGCCUCCCUCCUCACUCUCAGUUCCUUAGCCCCCAAGUUCUUCCCCGUCGCCCUUGGCCACGUCCCGCAUCACGUGCCGGACGAGAUCGACUACGAGAGGACGGAGCUGACGCUGCUGGUAGUCCGAGCGACUUCCAUGAGCGCCUGA